Molecule: messenger RNA, 473 nt
Organism: Drosophila ananassae
Lineage: Eukaryota; Metazoa; Arthropoda; Insecta; Diptera; Drosophilidae
Exons: 3
Coding region: 47-430 (127 amino acids)
Source: RefSeq, a predicted model, not a curated record
AGAUGAGUUUUACGAUCAGUCAGAGUUCGAUGUUCGAUUGGGAAAGAUGAACCCUUUGGCCUUUGUGAGCUGGAUUUUAUUUUGCACGGGAGUUCAGGCGGCCUUUCAGGACUUUGUGAUAGGACCUGAGUCCCACCAAACUAACAAUGAGCUGGAGCUCGCGGAUGAGUCAUAUUUUGGAGAAGAUGCAGAGGAAGAUACGAUGGUCUCCUUCCAAGAUGUCGAGCACGAUGGCAUAGUGGAUACUGGAUUACUAUUGAAGGCUCUAAUGCAGCAAGCCAGGCGUUUGGGCAUUAGUUUAGAGGAUUUGGCCAACUUGCACUUAGCGGAGGAGGAAGAAGCCAUGAACCACGAGCUGGGCUGCUCAGCAGGGUCAGAAAUCUAUAGCUAUCGGGAAAGACCCACCUGGCGGGAUGUCCUUUUUAACUAACUCAAUAAAUCUCAUCACAGAAAGUGAUCAAAGCAGCUGGAAA